CCCUUUCAGAUUCAGCGAAUCCUCAAUAUAUUCACUUUCGUCUUCUUUUCUCUUCAUUCUUUUCCCCACAGAAUUUCCAAAAUUUGUAGCUUCGGAACUUACGGCGUUACAAUGGCGGAAGUGAAAGUGACGAUGGAAGUUGGAACUGACGGCGUUGCCGUUAUCACGAUUUUUAAUCCUCCCGUUAAUGCUCUUGCAAUUCAGAUUUUUGCUGGAUUAAAGGAGAAAUGGAAUGAAGCAGCUAAGAGAAAUGAUGUCAAAGCUAUUGUUUUGACUGGACAUGGUGGGAGGUUUUCCGGUGGUUUUGACAUCAAUGUCUUCCAAAAGGUUCAUACAACGGGAGAUAUUUCUUUAUUGCCUGAUGUUUCUGUUGAUCUCGUGGUGAACACUAUGGAAGAUGGAAAGAAGCCUGCAGUGGCUGCCGUGGAAGGACUUUGUCUUGGUGGUGGCUUGGAAUUGGCAUUGGGAUGCCAUGCACGCAUUGCUGCGCCAAGAACACAACUUGGGUUGCCAGAGCUUAGCCUUGGAGUUCUUCCUGGCUCUGGAGGUACACAACGUCUUCCAAGGCUUAUAGGGUUGUCAAAAGCCAUUGAGAUGAUGAUGACGUCCAAACCAAUAAUGUCAGAAGAAGGGAAGAAGCUAGGUCUCAUUGAUGCCAUUGUCCCUUCAACAGAGUUGUUGAAAGUAGCUAGACAGUGGGCACUUGACAUUGCAGAAAGGCGCAAACCUUGGAUGCGUUCCCUUCACAGGACCGACAAAAUUGGUUCCCUUUCAGAAGCACGGGAGGUACUGAAGUCGGCUAGGCAACAAGUGAAGCAAACAGCUCGGAAUAUGCCUCAGCACUUGGCAUGCCUUGAUGUAAUUGAAGAAGGCAUAGUCCAUGGUGGAUAUAAUGGGGUUCUCAAGGAAGCUAAAGUAUUUGAGGACCUAGUAUUAUCAGAUACGUCAAGAGGUCUUGUUCAUGUAUUUUUUGCCCAACGGGCUACAUCAAAGGUACCUAAUGUAACUGAUAUUGGUCUGAAACCAAGGCCAAUGAAGAAAGUUGCCAUAAUAGGUGGAGGUUUUAUGGGUUCAGGCAUAGCUACCGCUCUAGUUCUGAGCAACAUAUUUGUUAUUCUCAAGGAAAUUAAUCCCAAGUAUCUUCAAAAGGGGAUAAAAGCAGUUGAAGCAAACAUACGAGGAUUGGUAGCGAGAAAGAAGUUGCAGCAGGACAAAGCAAACAAAGCUCUCUCAAUGGUUAAAGGUGUACUGGAUUACUCAGAAUUUAAGGAUGUGGAUAUGGUCAUAGAGGCUGUCAUUGAAAAUGUUCCGCUAAAACAACAAAUCUUCAGUGAUAUUGAGAAGGUUUGUCCUCCUCACUGUAUUUUGGCAACCAAUACAUCUACCAUCGACCUCAACCUAAUUGGGGAAAAGACGAGAUCUCAAGAUCGGAUUAUAGGGGCACACUUUUUCAGUCCUGCUCAUGUGAUGCCUCUGCUGGAGAUAGUACGGACCGAGAAGACAUCUGCACAGGCGAUUCUCGACCUCAUGGUUGUUGGCAAAUCAAUAAAGAAAGUACCUGUUGUAGUGGGAAACUGUACUGGUUUUGCUGUGAAUAGGACAUUCUUUCCAUAUUCCCAGAGCGCACAUACUCUCGCCAAUCUUGGAGUGGAUGUCUACAGGAUUGAUGCGCAAAUCACUAGCUUUGGUCUCCCUAUUGGUCCAUUCCAGCUUCAGGAUUUGGCUGGAUAUGGAGUAGCUGUUGCUACAGGGAAAGAGUUUGCUUCGGCUUUUCCUGAUAGAACAUUUAAGUCUCCAUUGCUUGACCUUCUAAUAAAAAGUGGGCGAGAUGGUAAAAACAACGGAAAAGGAUACUACAUUUACAAGAAGGGAGAGAAGCCAAAACCUGAUCCUUCAGUGCUUCCAAUUAUUGAGGAGUCAAGAAGGCUCACUAAUAUUAUGCCUGGAGGAAAGCCAAUAUCUGUUACCGAUCAAGAAAUUGUUGAGAUGAUACUCUUUCCCGUUGUGAACGAGGCAUGUCGUGUUUUGGAAGACGGGGUUGUAGUUCGGGCAUCAGACCUUGAUGUCGCUUCUGUACUUGGAAUGAGUUUCCCAUCUUAUAGAGGUGGCAUUGUUUUCUGGGCAGAUACAGUUGGGGCUGGUCAUAUAUAUAAAAGCCUCAAGAAGUGGUCAGAACUAUAUGGUAAUUUUUUCAAGCCAUCAAGGUUCUUGGAAGAGAGAGCAGCAAACGGCAUUCCCUUGAGCGCUCCUGCUUCCACCUCUUCAUCUUCAAGGUCACGCAUGUGAGGCGAUACAAUAAAAUUUCAGAUACUGUGGAAACAGCAGGUGGUGGAAUAUAGAAAUGUAAAAUUUCCUUGUAGAGAGGCACCUACUUUGACCUCUUCAGCUUGUAUAAUGUUUACUUCUUUGGUAUAGAACAACUCAAUUUCGAGUCCAAUUUAUUGAUGUUGACUAUUGACAAGGAUGCAGCGGAUUGCUUAAUUUUUUGAAUAAUGUUGGAAAAAAUUCCAACAUUUUAUAUGCUAUUUUUAUGUGUUCCAGAA
Messenger RNA from Nicotiana attenuata, 2543 nucleotides. RefSeq names its product peroxisomal fatty acid beta-oxidation multifunctional protein AIM1. Gene Ontology annotation, biological process: fatty acid beta-oxidation. Gene Ontology annotation, molecular function: NAD+ binding; (3S)-3-hydroxyacyl-CoA dehydrogenase (NAD+) activity; protein binding. Lineage: Eukaryota; Viridiplantae; Streptophyta; Magnoliopsida; Solanales; Solanaceae. The coding region runs from base 112 to 2286 and encodes 724 amino acids. The transcript is spliced from 18 exons. The record is from RefSeq and is a predicted model, not a curated record. Gene Ontology annotation, cellular component: peroxisome.